AUGGGGCACUGCCUCAAGACAUUUUUUACCUUUGAGGGGAUCACCUAUGAGCAAAUUAAGGGCACUCCGAUGGGUUCACCAAUCUCCGGACUCAUUGCCGAGGCCGUUCUGCAAAAACUCGAGAAACGACUGUUCGGGGAAUACAAACCCAAGUUUUGGGCGCGCUACGUUGAUGAUACCUUCGUAAUCAUCGAUCAGGAUAAAAUUAGCUACUAUGAAGAACUAUUGAACUCAAUCAUCCCCGACCUACAGUUCACGAUGGAAGAAGAAGAAGUGGAGAGCAAACUUUCAUUUUUGGAUGUUCUCAUCUGCCGCCAACCAGACGGUAAACUGGCGACGUCAGUCUACAGAAAACCGACGAACACGCUGCAAAUGCUCAGUUACAACAGCAACCACCCACUGCAACACAAACGAAGCUGUGUACGCAAACUAUACCGACGGGUGGAAGCUCAUUGCAGCACUCCGGUCGCCAAACUGGACGAGAUGAAGCUUCUGCAAGAACUCUUCAGAGCCAACGGCUAUCCGCGAACAUUCGUUGAACGGAGCCGAAAGCAACCAAGGAAGCGGAAUGAAGAACCUAUUCAGCCAAAAUCGUGGCGGAGCAUUCCAUACAUGCAAGGGGUCUCCGAAGCCGUAGCCAGAUCCCUCGCGCCGCUCAGAAUAGGCGUUGCCCACAGGCCCGACUCAACAAUCCGCCGGCAAGUGAUGCGGCCAAAAGAUCCGAUCCCUAAACAGGAGAUGUCGGCUGUUGUCUACCGACUUCAGUGCAGCUGCGGAAUGUGUAACUACGUUGGGGAAACCGGCCGACGGCUGCAAACGCGCAUGCACGAGCAUAAGUUGGCCGUGCGAAGGUUGGACCCAAAGUCGGAGGUAGCAACCCAUGCCGCCCAAAGGGGACACGUCUUCAACUUUGACGCCGUUGAAAUUGUGGGCCGAGGAGAUGAUCAUACGGCAAGGCAGGUGCAAGAAGCCUGGAUGUCUACCGACUGUUCUGUCAACCGCCACAUCAAUUUACCUCCCCCUUAUCUGGUUUUACGGACAUUCUUGACGGGGGACAGUCACGGCGCGGGACAAUCGGGGCCGCCAAUUAUCACCGCGGCCGACGAAGAUGGGCGGGAUUCAGGUCACGGUGACAUGCGGGUCGGAUGCAGCCACACAGGCGGCACUGAUGGGCCAGGCUUUGAACAAAGUGCGCCAUAA
Messenger RNA from Spirometra erinaceieuropaei, 1200 nucleotides. Lineage: Eukaryota; Metazoa; Platyhelminthes; Cestoda; Diphyllobothriidea; Diphyllobothriidae. The record is from the annotation of a GenBank genome assembly.